Angiostrongylus costaricensis is the source of this 1323-nucleotide messenger RNA. Lineage: Eukaryota; Metazoa; Nematoda; Chromadorea; Rhabditida; Metastrongylidae. The record is from the annotation of a GenBank genome assembly.
AUGUUUUCGGCCACGAAUCCUUUGCUGUGUCUUCUUACUAGAAACGAAAGUAGGAAUGAAAAAACAACAGACCGCUCAAGGACGAUAAGCUCACUGGAUGUGAUUGUUCCAACGGCACUUCUGCUCACCAUGGAUAUCAUCAUCGCAUCAUUUGAUUCGAUAUCCGAAGUAAACAUGGACUAUACGAUUACCAUGUACUUGCAUCAGUACUGGACUGACGAACGUCUAUCAUGGAGCAGUGCAGUACCGAUCAAAGAGAUGACUCUGAGUGGAGAGUUCUCACAGAAUAUAUGGGUGCCUGACACAUUCCUCGCGAAUGACAAGCACUCUUUUCUGCACGAAGUCACCGAACGAAACAAAAUGCUACGAAUAAGUGGAGACGGUAAAAUCGCAUACGGUAUGAGGCUCACUUCAACGCUCAGCUGCUCGAUGAACUUGCGUAAUUUCCCGUUGGAUUCACAGAACUGCACUGUUGAAAUCGAAUCGUAUGGCUACACAACGUCGGAAGUGCUUAUGAAGUGGAAUUACCCGAAAGCGGUUCACGGCGUUGAAGAAGCCGAUGUUCCUCAGUUCACCAUCACCGGUUUUCAGACGGAGGACCGUGUGGUGAGCACUGCUACGGGCUCAUAUCAGCGAUUGUCACUGGUGUUUCAACUACAACGCUCUGUUGGUUACUUUAUUUUCCAAACAUAUCUGCCUUGUGUGCUGAUUGUUAUGUUAUCGUGGGUAUCGUUCUGGAUCAAUCAUGAGGCGACUAGUGCUCGUGUUGCAUUAGGCAUUACUACCGUACUAACGAUGACAACAAUCUCUACUGGGGUACGCCAGUCGUUGCCUCGCAUCAGCUAUGUGAAAAGUAUUGAUGUGUAUUUGGUUAUGUGUUUCGUUUUUGUCUUCGCUGCCCUUCUUGAAUACGCGGCGGUAAAUUACUCUUACUGGGGCCGUCGGUCACGAGGAACCGGAGAAUGGACAGCAAAUAAUGUGAAUAAAGAAGAUCGUGAAAGUGCAGUGAACAUGAAGAGCUGGGGUGUCCCAAGCAGUAUCAUAAACUGCAAGAUACAAAUUACGCUCAGUACAAGAAAUAUUAGAACUGUUUCUAUUACGGCAAAGAUGGACUCGAAGGAAGUAGUAGUUCACUCACGACGUCACAGACAGUCCAGUCCAAUACCGUCCCUGUGUCCAUCUGGAAAGAACGGUGUUGAUGACACUCCAGAAUAUCCACGAUAUAUGUCGACCAUGUUUGGCAGGUGGAGUAGACCGUCGUUCUCAGCAAGGUGGAGAGUUUUACUAGCUUUGCCUCACGUUUGUGCCUUCGCAUUGUGCUAG